AUGUCAACUAGAAGUCUCCUGAUAGCUUUCGAUCAAUACCAACGAUCCAGAUUACAAUUUGCGCAAUCUAUAUCGGAUUUAGCCCUCAAGCCGCAACAUUUGGAACUUUUAAUAAAGGGCGGUGUUAUAGAAUUACUCAGACCCCUUUUGAACGAUCCUUGCAUCCAAAUCCAACAGUGCUCCGCCAUAGCCAUCGGCAGGAUCGUCCAUCACGAUGCCAAUAUCGCUGAAUCGGUCAUCAAUCAGGGAUUCAUUCCCAUUUUACUCAAUUCGAUGAUUACAGGAAACAAAUUCCAGAAGAAAGCCGUCGCGUUCGUGCUGAGAUCGCUGAGCAAACACAACGCCAACUGCGCCUUCCAGGUCAUCAACGCCGGGGGUUUACAGGCGCUAAUCGGAUGUUUGGAGGAGUUCGAUACCUGUGUAAAGGAAGCGGCCGCCUGGGCGAUCGGCUACAUAGCCAGGCACUCCAAGUCCCUGGCGCAAACCUGCGUCGACUCGGGCGCCGUCCAACUGCUCCUGUUGUGCCUGCAGGAGCCCGAGAUCACGCUCAAACAGAUCACCACCAGCGCCAUAUCGGACAUCGCCAAGCACGGCCCCGACCUAUCCCAGAGCGUCGUCGACGCCGGCGCGGUGCCCUACCUGGUGAAGAACCUCAGCAACACCGACGAGAAGCUGAAGAAGCAGAUCCUAUCGGCUUUGAGUUCCUGCGCGAAGCACCGGAUGGAUUUGGCCGAGGUGGUGGUGGAGGCGGAGAUCUUCCCCUCGGUGCUGCUGCACCUGGCCCAUCCCUGUUCGGGGGUGCGUCGCAACGCCGCCGCUUUGGUGCGGGACAUCGUGAAGCACUCGCUGGAAUUGACGCAAUUGGCCGUCAACACCGGAGGCAUCGGCGCGCUGAUGGAGGUUUUGUACCAGAACGAUUCCGAUGGGGCCAUCGUGCCGACGAUCACCGCUUUGGGAUUCAUCGCUGCGCAUUCGGAGCACCUGGCGAUGUCCAUACUGGGCUGCAAGAUCAUCGUGAUCUUGGCGAACAUCCUGGAAAACUCCGCCGACGAUACGUUACUGUCGGUGACCGCUUGGGCCAUAGGGCAGAUAGGCAAGCACAGCGCCGAGCAUUCGCAGGCGGUGGGCGCCGCCAAUUUGUUCCCGAGAUUGAUCGAAUUGCACGAGAGCGACAAAUCGUCGGAGGAUCUGAAGUACAAGUGCAAGAACGCCCUGAAGUACUGCCUGCAGAAGUGCCUGUUGCUGUCCGCUUUGGAGCCGCUGCUCUAUUCGGCGCCGUCGAGCAUCUUGAAAUACGUCCUCGGGCAGUAUAGUAAGGUGUUGCCCCAAGACUCGAAAGCUAGAAGAUUGUUCGUGACUACCGGGGGCCUCAAGAAAGUCCAAAUGAUCGAAGCCAAGCCCGGCACGACGCUCUUCGAAUACAUUUCCGUUAUCAAUUCGUGCUUCCCCGAAGAAAUCGUUCGUUACUACUCGCCCGGGUAUCCCGAAACUCUUCUGGAUAAGGUCGAGCAAUACUCGCCGCAAAUGAUGACAGUGUUGAAAGAAACCGAUAUAAAUGAAACCGAAAUGCAGACAGAUAUGAUAAAUGCUGACGAUCACACGUCCGACGACGAGGACGACAGGAAUUUACCCCCCACAUGA
This is a messenger RNA of Phyllotreta striolata, 1641 nucleotides long. NCBI's taxonomy places the organism in Eukaryota, Metazoa, Arthropoda, Insecta, Coleoptera, Chrysomelidae. The record is from the annotation of a GenBank genome assembly.